AUGACUUCCCUGAAACAAUUCAUCCGUAAUGUUCGUUCGGCCAAAACUAUUGCCGACGAACGUGCCGUCAUUCAGAAAGAGAGUGCCGCCAUCCGUGCAUCCUUCCGCGAAGAGAGCCAUGAUUCGGGAAUCCGGAGAAACAAUGUAGCCAAACUCCUAUACCUGUUCACCCUCGGUGAACGCACCCACUUCGGUCAGAUCGAAUGUCUAAAGCUCCUCGCCUCCCACCGCUUUGCCGACAAGCGUCUGGGUUACCUGGGAACCAUGCUGUUGUUGGAUGAGAACCAGGAAGUGUUGACAUUGGUGACGAACUCAUUGAAGAAGACUUGCGCUGACGUCGUUUUCCCCGAAUGUAGUGAUCUCAACCAUUCCAACCAAUAUAUCGUCGGCCUUGCCCUCUGCGCCCUCGGCAACAUCGCCUCCGUCGAGAUGUCACGAGAUCUUUUUCCCGAAGUCGAGAACCUUCUGUCCACCGCGAACCCCUAUAUCCGGAGGAAAGCUGCCCUCUGUGCCAUGCGCAUCUGCCGCAAGGUUCCGGACUUGCAGGAGCAUUUCCUGGAAAAGGCUAAACAACUGCUGUCUGACCGGAACCACGGUGUCUUGCUGUGUGGAUUGACUUUGGUCAUUGACAUGUGUGAGGCGGAGGAAGCGGAAGAAGGCCAGGAAGGCGUGAUCGAAAUGUUCCGGCCCCUGGCUGGCGGGCUUGUGCGUGCUCUGAAAGGGCUGACCACGUCGGGAUACGCCCCGGAACAUGACGUCUCUGGAAUCACCGAUCCUUUCCUCCAGGUCAAGAUCCUGCGUCUCCUGAGAGUGUUGGGAAGAGGUGAUGUUGCGACGAGCGAGUUGAUUAACGAUAUCCUGGCCCAGGUGGCUACCAACACGGAUUCUUCGAAGAACGUCGGCAACUCCAUCCUCUACGAAGCUGUCCUGACCAUCCUCGACAUUGAAGCUGAUUCGGGUCUGCGUGUCCUGGGUGUUAACAUUCUCGGAAAGUUCCUGACAAAUAAGGACAACAACAUUCGCUACGUCGCCCUGAACACACUGAACAAGGUCGUCGCCAUUGAACCGAAUGCCGUGCAGAGACACCGUAAUACCAUCUUGGAAUGUCUCCGUGAUCCCGAUAUCAGUAUCCGACGUCGAGCUCUGGACCUGAGCUUCAUGCUGAUCAACGAGGGAAAUGUCCGCGUUCUUGUCCGGGAAUUGUUGGCGUUCUUGGAGGUGGCGGAUAAUGAGUUCAAGCCUGCCAUGACUACCCAGAUCGGGAUUGCCGCUGAUCGGUUCGCACCGAACAAGCGCUGGCACGUCGACACAAUCUUGCGGGUUCUCAAACUGGCUGGUGCCUAUGUGAAGGAACAGAUCCUGUCUUCCUUUGUCCGACUCAUCGCGACAACCCCGGAAUUACAGACCUACUCUGUGCAGAAGCUGUACAUGUCCCUGAAGGACGAUAUCUCCCAGGAGGGGCUCACACUGGCCGCCACUUGGGUGAUUGGCGAAUAUGGCGAUAGCCUCCUCCGCGGCGGGCAAUACGAGGAAGAGGAAUUGGUGAAGGAGGUUCAAGAGAGUGACAUUGUUGAUCUUUUCAACAACAUCCUUAACAGCACAUAUGCCUCGCAGACCGUGGUCGAGUACAUCACCACGGCCUCGAUGAAGCUGACAGUGCGCAUGUCUGACCCCAGCCAGAUUGAGCGUCUCCGUCGCUUCCUCCUGAGCAGAACCGCCGAUCUCAGCGUGGAGAUUCAGCAGCGAGCCGUCGAGUACAGCAACCUCUUUGGAUAUGACCAGAUCCGCCAAGGCGUCUUGGAACGGAUGCCCGCGCCUGAGAUUCGCGAGGAACAGAGGGUGUUGGGCGCACCAACCAAGAAGCGCCAAAGCAAGGUCCUCAAGGACAAGACCAAGAAACCUGCUAAGCAGGCGGAACAAGACAUGCUCCUCGAUCUCAUGGGCGGCGACGCGCCCGCAACCAGCCCGACCGGUAACACCUCUCAAAACACGGCCGAUCUACUGGCCGAUAUCCUUGGUGGGGACUCGGGAAUGUCCUCACCAGCGCCUCAACCAGCCCAGCAGCCCGCCCAGAGCAACACUGCGGCCAUCAUGGACCUCUUUGGCUCCAAUGGGGCCAGCGCGACCCCGUCUCCCCAACCCACACAGCCAGCGUCUUCCCUGGAUCUACUAGGGGGCCUGGGAUCUAGCACGUCUCCAGCUCCAGCGGCUUCCGCGGCCGCAGCGCCCGCACACACUGCGUUCGAUAAAAACGAGUUGUCUCUGACGUUACAAGUGCAACGGAGCGGUCCCAACAAUGCACAGAUCCAGGCUCGUUUCCGCAACGCGUCUAACUUUGGCAGUUUCUCGGGUGUUGGACUUCAGGCUGCCGUGCCCAAGAGCCAACGACUGCAACUGAGUGCGAUCAACAAGGCCGAUCUCGAGGGCGGCGAUGAAGGCAUCCAGAUGCUGAAAGUGACAGCUCUCAGUGGGGCACUCCCACCCAAGCUGCGUCUUCGUCUCCGUAUCACAUAUGCGAAAGACGGAUCUGCGCCGGUGACUGAUCAGGUCGACUGGACCGAGCCGUAG
This is a messenger RNA of Aspergillus terreus NIH2624, 2568 nucleotides long. Its product is annotated as AP-1 complex subunit gamma. Gene Ontology annotation, biological process: intracellular protein transport; Golgi to vacuole transport; receptor-mediated endocytosis. The record is from RefSeq and is a predicted model, not a curated record. Gene Ontology annotation, cellular component: membrane coat; Golgi apparatus; AP-1 adaptor complex. Gene Ontology annotation, molecular function: clathrin-cargo adaptor activity. NCBI's taxonomy places the organism in Eukaryota, Fungi, Ascomycota, Eurotiomycetes, Eurotiales, Aspergillaceae. Bases 1 to 2568 code for a protein of 855 amino acids. The transcript is spliced from 5 exons.